GUCUCUUUAAAAAAAAGUCUUUCGGAAUUUAUUACUUUUGUUUCGGAAUUAAAAAGUUUGAAAUUCCAAUUUUUAUAAUUAAAAAAAAAUGCUUGGAUAUUCACCUUUUAUGAUAAGUAAUGAAAACAAUGAUAACACACCACAAUUUAAUUUUAUUAUCGGUAUCACUAUAGCAAUAUCAACUUCUUUUAUUCAAUCACUUGGUCUUACAAUUCAAAGAAAAUCUCAUGUAUUAAAUGAAAACAUUCAUCCAAAAGAACUUAGAAGAUCCGCAUGUAGAAGACCAUUAUGGCAUUUGGGUUUCGAUACUUACAUAAUUUCAAAUAUAGUUGGAAGUGUAUUCUCAAUUGGUUAUCUUCCAAUAAUUAUUUUGGCCCCUUUAGGGGCUGUAACCUUGGUCUUUAAUGCAAUAUUUGCAAAAUUACUUUUGGGUGAUAUAUUUAAUAGGCAAACCAUAAUAGGGACAAUUUUUAUUAUAAUUGGAGCGAUAAUGAUUGCAGUAUUUGGAGUUGUCAAUGAACCAAAACAUACGUUAGAAGAUUUGAUUGAAUUAUAUAAACGUCCAGGUUUCAUAGCAUAUUUUUCCAUAAUUGAAUUUGUGGUUAUCGUUAUUGUAAUAGCAAAUAAAUAUGGUGAUUAUGUAUUGGAUCGUAUGAAUCAAAUUGAACGUGAUCCUAUAUUUGGAUGGCCCAUGAAAAAAUUUCAAACUUUUCUUGGAAUUUCAUACGGAUGUGUUGGUGGUAUGAUAUCCAGUCAAGGUUUAAUAUUUGCUAAGAGCGGCGUUGAAUUAUUACUAUUAACUAUUUAUGGCAAUAAUCAAUUUAAUCGACCUUUAAGUUGGAUUAUCGUAGCAGGAAUGGCUAUUGCUGGUGUAUUACAGCUUUAUUUUCUUAACAAAGGACUCAGGAUGUGUGAUACGGUCAUUCUAAUUCCUCUUUCAUUUUGCGCAUUUAAUGCCUCCACAAUAUUUAAUGGUCUUGUAUAUUAUAAUCAAUGGAAUAGGUUAUAUGGAUGGCAAAUAUUUCUUGUAAUAUUAGGUAUUUUUAUAUUAUUAUCUGGUGUACUUGUAUUAUCAUGGAAAAGAAGUACGGCACCAGAAGAAGAUUUAUUAACUGGUGAAGAUAGAAGAUUAUUGGGACAAGAUGUUGAAGGAUUAACUGAACUUUAUGAUGAUGAUGAUUUUGGUGAUUUUGAAGACAAUAUAGAUCUGGAUAGUUCUGAAUAUCGACUUUCUUUCGAGGGUAAUUCAUCUACCACUACGGGAAUGUUUACAUUUGAAGAGAUGAUAGAUGAUGAUGAUGAUGCGGAUGAAAAAACAUCUUUAUUGGGUAAGAGAAGUAUCGGUACCAGAAGUACCAGAAGUAACAAAAGUAACAUGAGUAAUAAUAGAUUAAUACAUGAUAAUUAUGGUAUAUGAUAUUAAAUAUAUACUAAUUUGUGUAAAAAUAGAGUAGUUUUUUUGAUGUUUAUUAUUAUUAAUUUUUUUUUUUAAAAAAAAAACACCUAAUUUUUUUAGUAAAAAAUUAUUUUUAGUUUUUAUUUUUUUUUGAAUCAAUACACGGAGUAUACGGAGGUACCCCUGAUUAUAACAUGGGAGGUUUGGGGAGAUCAAAAAAUUUAUCGAUAUUCAAAUGGGAAUAUUUGAGAAUUUUAUAAUUGAUUACCAUUAUCUAUAUUGUAUUAUAUUAAGUUAGGAAUCUUUAAAAGGAUCAUGAAACGAUGAUGUUGUACAAUUAUUAAGGAUGAAUUUCUUGAAAAAUUCAAAAAAAUCUGAAUAAAUUCAAAAUCAGAAGAAAUCAAAAAAAAAAUCCGAGAAAUUA
This is a messenger RNA of Rhizophagus irregularis DAOM 181602=DAOM 197198, 1820 nucleotides long. RefSeq lists its product as uncharacterized. The record is from RefSeq and is a predicted model, not a curated record. Gene Ontology annotation, biological process: magnesium ion transport. Gene Ontology annotation, cellular component: membrane. Gene Ontology annotation, molecular function: magnesium ion transmembrane transporter activity. NCBI's taxonomy places the organism in Eukaryota, Fungi, Glomeromycota, Glomeromycetes, Glomerales, Glomeraceae.